ACUAACAGCUAUUGGUGCUGUUGCUAGCAACUCCUCCAUUUACCCCGGGGCAAAGAAAAGCAAGCCAGAGGGAGCUCUAAAACACAACGGCGGCGGCAAAAAGAGGGGGGGCGGGAAGGUGUGAGGCAACCCUGGAUCAGAAGGAACAGGGAGGCCUGCAGAGAUUACAGAAGGCUUCAUUAAAGGAAUUCAAGAAUUAUCGGAUGAGACUGGGCUGAGCCACUGCUGACUCCAUGGUCUACUGCAUUCCAGGAAGAAUGGAAAAGCUAUUAGGAAGAACGUGGCUCCAGCUGCUUCUGUUAUCACUGCUUUUUAGCUUAGGCCAAGGAAAGGACAAUAACCUCUGUGUGGCUUCUGGGGCAAAAAGCUGUACCGAAUGCAUCCGAGUGAGCGGCGACUGUAGUUUUUGCACGGAUGAGAACUUCAAAGGUGCCCGCUGUAAUUUGGAAAAUAAUCUAAAGAGCCAUGGCUGCCAAAAUAACAUAAAAUUGAAACAUGGAGAGUUGUUAAAGACAAAGGAUUUUCAAAUUGAUACAUCUCUGAAGAAAACACAAGUAUCUCCACAGCAUAUAUCACUGAAACUGAGAGCUGGUGAUGAAGUAAAAAUUUCCAUGAAGGUGUUUGAGCCCAUUGAAUCUCCUGUGGACCUCUACAUCCUUAUGGAUUUUUCAUAUUCCAUGUCUGAUGAUUUGGACAACCUGAAAGAAAUGGGCCAGAAUCUUGCAAAUUUCUUGAGGGAACUGACUGACGACUAUACCAUUGGCUUUGGCAAAUUUGUGGACAAAGUUUCAGUGCCACAGACAGACAUGAGACCCUCAAGAUUGCGAGAACCUUGGCCAAAUGCUGACGCGCCUUUCUCUUUUAAGAAUGUCAUCCGUUUAACCCAUGAUAUUAAUAAAUUCAGCCGAGAAUUGAUGAUGGAACGUAUAUCCGGGAACCUGGAUGCUCCCGAAGGUGGAUUUGAUGCUAUAUUGCAAACAGCUGUUUGCAAGGAGAAUAUUGGGUGGCGGAAUGACAGCACUCACCUUCUGGUCUUCUCCACUGAGUCGGCCUUCCAUUAUGAAGCUGAUGGCGCCAAUGUCCUUGCUGGAAUCCUGAGAAAGAAUGAUGAAAAAUGCCACCUGAACCAAGCAGGGGCAUACACCUUUGAUACCAAGCAGGAUUACCCCUCUGUACCUACCCUUGUGCGGCUGCUGGGGCGGAGUAAUAUCAUUCCUAUUUUUGCUGUCACCAACCACUCCUAUGAUUACUAUGAGAAACUGCACACAUACUUUCCAAUCUCUGAAAUUGGGAGACUUCAAGAAGAUUCUUCUAAUAUUGUGGAAUUGAUCCGUGUGGCUUUUGAGCGUAUUCGUUCCAAGAUGGACAUUCGAGCUUACAAUAUCCCAAAAGCCAUGAAAGCUGAAAUAACAUCCCAAAGAAGUGAAAAAAUAGAGUCUAGUUCAUUCCGUAUUGUUCGAGGCGAAGUGGGAACCUUCAAAGUGCUUGUGAAAGCUAAUAAGCUCGUGGACAACAAGCAUGUCUGUGAUCUCCCAGAGAGAGAACGGAAAGGUAUUAUCCACAUUAAGCCCUCCUCUUUCAGUGACAAAAUGGAGAUUGAUGCCUCAAUUAUCUGUGACACCUGCUCCUGUGAAAAGUAUCAGGAAGUUAGAUCACCGAAGUGCAGUUUCAAUGGGAACUUUGCCUGUGGCCAAUGUGUGUGCAAUCCAGGCUGGCGGGGGGACCUGUGUAGUUGCUCAACGUCCUCCAUUACUGACAUUUCAGCCUGCAUACGACCUGGAGAUACAGAGCCCUGCUCCGGCAAAGGCGAAUGCCUCUGUGGGAUCUGUCAGUGCAGUUCUGAAAAUCUCAUUCAGCGCUUUGAGGGACAGUUUUGUGAAUUUGACAACUUGCAGUGUCCCCGCACUUCUGGAUUCCUCUGCAAUGACCGGGGGCGCUGCUACAUGGGCCAGUGUGUAUGUGAAGUGGGUUGGGAAGGCCCUGGUUGUGAGUGUCCCACAAGCAAUGAAACCUGUGUCAGCAGUAAUGGGCUGAUUUGUAAUGGACGUGGGAGAUGUGAAUGUGGUAGGUGCCGCUGUGGUAACCCCACGGUCCAUACUGGUCCCACCUGUGAAACUGGAAAUGUGGCUUUCCAGCGGGUGUGCGAAGAAGAAUUCCGAAGUUGUGUCCAGUGUCAGGCUUGGGGAACUGGAGAGAAGAAGGGGCAGAAAUGUUCAGAGUGCCGUUUCAGGAUCGAGCUGGUGGAUGAAUUGAAGCAAGCUCAAAUUUGUUCUUUCCAAGAUGAGGAGGAUGACUGCAUUUACCGCUACACUAGGGAAGAAGAUGCCAACCUAUCACAGAACAAUACUGUUCUUGUGCAAAAGAAGAAAGAGUGUCCACCAGGAAGUUUUCUUUGGCUUAUCCCCCUACUCAUUUUUCUGAUACUGCUCCUGGGGUUGCUGCUUCUCCUGUGCUGGAAGUUCUGUGCUUGUUGCAAGGGUUGUUUGGCUCUGCUACCCUGUUGUGCACGAGGUCGUAUGGUUGGUUUCAAGGAGGACCACUAUCUGCUCAGGCAGAGUCUUAUGACCUCGGACCACCUGGACACUCCAAUGGUGCGCAGUGGUAAUUUGAAAGGAAGAGACACAGUCCACUGGAAGAUCAAAAACAAUGUGCAUAAGCAAGACUACUCAUCCUUGACUCUCAAUCCCAAGGAUGUCGUUCCAUACGGGCUCUCUCUCAGAUUGGCACGGCUCUUCACCCAAAACCUUGCAAAACUUGAUAGCCGUGAGCGUGAGCAACUGCAGAAAGAGGUGGAGGAAAAUCUGAAUGAGGUGUACAGAGUAAUCCCAGGUGUCCAAAAGUUCCAGCAGACAAAAUUCAGGAUUCAGCCAAAUGCUGGAAAAAGGCAAGACCACACAAUUGUGGACACGGUGCUCCCUGCUCCCCGCUCAGCUAAGAAUGACAUUAUAAAAGUAACAGAGAAGCAUGUCUCACAAGAAGCUUUCAAUGAACUAAAAGUGUCACCUGGCUACUACACUGUGAUUGCUGACCAAGAUGCCCAUGGCUUGGUUGAGUUUGAGGAAGGAGUAGAGCUGGUGGAUGUUCGGGUUCCCCUCUUCAUCAGGGAGGAGGAUGAUGAUGAAAAACAACUGCACGUGGAGGCCAUUGAUGUUCCUGUGGGCACUGCAGAAAUCGGACGUCGUGUGGUCAACAUCACCAUAAUAAAAGAGCAAGCAAACAGCAUCAUUAGCUUCCUGGAGCCAGUUUAUUCAUACAGCCGCUCUGACCAAGUAGCUAAGAUCCCUGUUGUUCGAGAAAUACUGGAAAAGGGGAAGUCCCAGAUAACAUACAGGACACAAGAUCUCACAGCUCAGCAAGGCAAAGAUUACCUUUUUGCAGAGGGUGAUUUGAUCUUCCUACCUGGGGAGAAGCAGAAGGAAGUGCAAGUGAAAUUGCUGGAGUUAACAGAGACUGAUGCCCUCCUUCAGAACCAACAGCUGAAGCAAUUUGUAGUGGAUCUCAUCAACCCCAGGUUUGGGGCAAAGGUUGGCAAACACCCUCAAGCCAUAGUGACAAUUGUUGGUCCAGAAACUCCGGAUGGGAUGCCAUCAGCAAUAAACCUGACUCAGUUUCCACAUUCUCCUAGAGGCACCCUUGCAGCACCUCUUAAUCCAAAUGCACAGGCAUUAAGCUCUAGGAAGAUCCGCUUCAACUGGUUGCCCCCUCCAGGCAGACCUGCAGGAUACAAGGUGAAAUACUGGAUCCAAGGAGAUCCUGAAUCAGAGGCUCAUCUGCUUGACUCCAAAGUACCUUCGGCAGAGCUGACCAACCUGUACCCCUACUGUGAUUACGAGAUGCAAUCCUGUGCCUAUAAUGCUUUGGGUGAAGGGCUUUAUUCUAAGGUGGUCCACUGUCGAACGCUUGAGGAAGUUCCUAGUGAGCCUGGGCGUUUGGCCUUCAACGUCAUCUCCUCCACUGUGACACAGCUGAGCUGGGCAGAGCCUGCAGAAACAAAUGGCUUGAUCGCAGCUUAUGAGGUCAGCUAUGGACUUGUCAACGAGGAAAACAGACCCAUUGGUCCCAUAAAGAAAGUGUUGGUGGAGGACCCUAAGAAGCGGAUGGUUCUGAUUGAAAAUUUACGGGAAUCACAGCCUUACCGCUAUACAGUGAAGGCGAAGAACAGAGCUGGAUGGGGGCCAGAAAGAGAAGCUACUAUUAACUUGGCUACACAACCAAAACGCCCUAUGUCCAUUCCCAUCAUUCCUGAUGUACCAAUAAUUGAUGCACAAGGAAGAGAGGACUAUGACAGCUAUCUGAUGUACAGCACAGAUGUCCUGCGUUCACCUGCUGGUAGCAAGCAUCCCAGCAUCUCAGAUGACUCUGGCUCUCGGUGGAAAUAUGUGCAGCUGCUAGGGGAUGAGCUGGACCUUCGUCGCGUCGCCUGGAGGCUCCCAGCAGAACUGAUCCCUCGUUACUCGGACAGCAGUUACUUUUCCUCGGACACAGAGGGUCUCCUCCAUGAAGGUAGCACCCCCUCUGAGCUAGUGGACAGUGAUGCAACCAGCGGCAGUCUACCAAGGAGUGGGACUCCCCAGCCCCAACCAGAACAUUUGAUGAAUGGCCGACUGGAUAUUGCCUUCCCUGGCAGUGGUGGAAGUUUAACCCGAAAUCAUCUAAGUCCACAUGUGCACCAUGAGAGAAGAGUGAUGGGAAGCUCAUCGCUAACAAGAGAGUAUACCACGGUGUCUGGACAUGACCCAUCCAAGAAUGUUUUCUCUCCCAUAUAUGAAGAAACUAGGAGGAUUCGCCAGAUACCACAGGAUGUGGGCUUUAGGAGGGCAAAUGUGAUGGGUUACUAUGACAGCAGUGAUGCUCGGGAUUCUAUAGUCAUGACUGAUGGGCCUGCUUGGAUUUCCAAAUAUCUAGAUUCCAGAAUGCAGCUGCUGAGUGUUCCGGACACUCCUACACGCUUGGUGUUCUCUGCCCUGGGGCCAACCUCCCUGAAAGUCAGCUGGCAGGAACCCCACUGUGACAAAGAAGUGCAAGGAUACAGCGUGCAGUACCAGCUCCUCAGUGGAGGUGAAAUAAAAAGACUUACAAUUCCCAAUCCAAUGCAGAACUCUGUGGUGGUGGAUGACCUGUUACCUAACCACUCCUAUGUCUUCAAAGUAAAGGCCCAAAGUGAUGAGGGAUGGGGUCCAGAAAGAGAAGGUGUGAUAACCAUUGAGUCACAAGUGGAUCCCCGCAGCCCUCUCAGUCCUGUGCCAGGGUCACCAUUUACCCUGAGCACUCCCAGUGCUCCAGGACCUCUCGUAUUCACAGCCUUGAGUCCAGACUCACUUCAGCUAAGCUGGGAGAGACCCCGCCAACCCAAUGGCUUCAUUCUGGGCUAUAUGGUCACUUGUGAGACACUGCAUGGUGGAGGGGAACCCAGGAAUAUCUAUGUGGAGGGGGAUAACCCAGAGACCACCCUUACAGUGCCCUACCUGAGUGAAAAUGUUCCAUAUAAGUUCAAAGUGCAAGCCAAGACCACCCAAGGCUUUGGUCCUGAAAGAGAGGGCAUUAUCACCAUUGAAUCUCAAGAUGCAGGAGUAUUUUCUCAAUAUGGAACUCAGCAAUUCACCAGCGAGGAAGUAUACAAUCUCCCUACAGAAUACAGUACCCAAACGAGCAUCACUCACUCUCUACUGGAUCCUUUAUAUACAGAUGGCAUGCUGAUGACCACCCAGCGAGUGGAGAGUGGCAGUACCCUUACCAAACAGAUUACCAAAGAAUAUGUCACCAGCACAAUGUCAAGCAAUAGUGGGACAUUCUCCAGACAGACAGAGAGGCAAUUCUAUGAAGCUUGAGUGCAGAAGGAAACCGCCAAAAAGACACAGAUUUCAACAAAAUGUUCUGUGGCUGUCUUCCAAAUGGAAGCAGAUGGCAACCUCUGCACUGCAUCAGCCCUAAAAACCACUCACUGGCCAUUGCUUUUGAGAUCCCACCAGGUGGGAUCUGCACAUGGCCUAGCUGGUAACCUAGCUUCUUGUGAAAGGAGCUUUUAGCAGAAUGCUUGGCUAUGAAGCUCUCUUGGCUAGUUCUACGUUGAGUCCAACUCCUGGGCAUUUGCUUUACUGCUCUGGAUUUGGUUUGAAAUCCUUUCCUUUCAAAAUUCCUUUUAGUUUUGCAUAUUUUAACUGGAUCUCUUCCUCCCUGUUGAUAUUAAUACCAUCUGCAGUUUUUUCCCCCCCGAGUUUGGUAACAUCUUUUUUGUCAUAUACGUUCCUUGCAAUGCAGGGGAGUUAUCCAGAUUGUUUUAUGGUAGGUGUAAAAUCCCCUGCUGUGCAGUAUGUAUGCAGUAUGUAGGAACUCAUUGGUAGGUUAACAAAAACAGGGUUACUAAAAUACAUACAGGUAGUCCUUGUUUAGUGACUGCCUCGUUUAGCAAUCAUUUGCAGUUACAGUGAUGAAAAAGUAACUUUAUGACCAAUCCUCACAUUUACAACCUUAGCAUGUCUGUAAAGCAAAGGACAGCUGAAGUAGGAUCAUAAGCAGUCAUGGUUUCACUUAGCGACUGCUUCGCUUAACAACUGAGUUGCUGGUCCCAAUUGUGUUUGCUAAACAAAGACUACUUGUAAACCCUUUUCCAAAGAAUCCCUGAUACAACAUGGGGCCAAUUAAGGUAUUGAUCUCAAGUUUCCAAUUUUAGUGUCAAACAUUUAGCAUUGUGCUAUGGACAAUAUCUUUUUUAGAUAGGAAGCUCUCAAAAUGAACUCAUUUACUUUUAGCCAACAAUUUAGUUACUUUCAGAUGAGGCUUUUAUGAUGCAAUUACCAUAGCCUUGCUCAUAGUCCAAGAGUCAUUGUUUUCCAUGCAUUUUCCAACUACUUUUUCAAUCUUUUUUUAAACAAAGAGAAUCUGGUAAAGUGGCAAUGAUAGAAUCAUGCCACAGUAUCUUUUGGAAAGUAGUCCUAAGAGCCAUCCAUUUGGAAACAGACUGAAACCAAAAUUAACAUUAGAGCUAUUGCUGCAUUUUUCAGAAGUUGCCCAGGGAUUCUUCAGUGAGAAGGCCUGCAUGCAGUUAAGUGGCAGCUUAUGUAUCUCGAUGAUGGUUUAUUCCUCAGUGCCAAUCAUCAUGCAAGGUGUGGGUAAUGCUAGCUGGCUUAUCCUGCACCCCACAAGUUGAAGGUGCCCCAUAGUUGUGGGCGGUUUUCUGAGUAGACAGACAUGACUGGAGGCAGGUGGAAUAUGUAGUUUAUAUUCUUAUUUUAUUGUAUUGUUAGACUGAAACGGUUUUAAGUUUUAACUGCAUUUUAUUGUAAACCGCCCAGAGUCCCCCAUGAGGGGGAGAUGGGCGGUGAAUAAAUUUAUAAACAAACAAACAAACAUUUCUUGAAACUAAAGGUUUGCCUACCAACACCACUAGGAAGAGUAAUGCAGUUGGGCCAUUCAGGCAAGACGUAUUAAGAUAAAGCUCUUAGAAUCCCAUAUUCAGUGCUGUGACUCAUUCAUAACAGGAUGAAUUGCCAAAGUUCCUGGACUGUCUUUUAAAAGGGCAAUAUUUCUUUAGAAUUCAACAAAAUGAAUUAUUUCCUGGCUCCUUUGUAAGGGAGUUCCAAAUAGCUUAUAGAGCUUUCGGCUUCAUUUUCAGACAUGAUUUCCUGUUUGUUGCAACCCCUUACUACAUAUUAUAAUCCUUUUCACUCAGAGUAAGAGCCACACAUCUUGGUAUAAUCCAAAGAGUCAUUGGAGGUAUUUAAUGGGCCAGAUUCCAGUGACAUAGUCAUUCUAAAUAGAAGUUUAAAAGACAUCCUAUGUUUUCACUCAUGUAAUGGAAAACACAGUAUAAUGUAAAUUACAUGUUUGUAGACUAUUAUGACUUGCAGAGGUUGAUGGAAUUAAAUACAUAUGCAGUCUGAGUAUUUCAGUGAUCUGACAGAUGGUGCUUUGGACCAGAUGGCUUUGUAUUGCACUUAAUAAACAUUUUCUCUAUGA
Molecule: messenger RNA, 7956 nt
Organism: Candoia aspera
Lineage: Eukaryota; Metazoa; Chordata; Lepidosauria; Squamata; Candoiidae
Gene: ITGB4
Product: integrin subunit beta 4
Exons: 41
Coding region: 234-5828 (1864 amino acids)
Biological process (GO): integrin-mediated signaling pathway; cell communication; cell-matrix adhesion
Cellular component (GO): cell surface; integrin complex; focal adhesion
Molecular function (GO): integrin binding
Source: RefSeq, a predicted model, not a curated record